This is a messenger RNA of Penicillium lagena, 3516 nucleotides long. RefSeq lists its product as uncharacterized. Bases 1 to 3516 code for a protein of 1171 amino acids. Gene Ontology annotation, molecular function: zinc ion binding; DNA binding; transmembrane transporter activity. The record is from RefSeq and is a predicted model, not a curated record. Gene Ontology annotation, biological process: transmembrane transport; DNA-templated transcription. Lineage: Eukaryota; Fungi; Ascomycota; Eurotiomycetes; Eurotiales; Aspergillaceae. The transcript has 22 exons. Gene Ontology annotation, cellular component: membrane.
AUGCCACAGACAGACGCCCCCAAACAGCAGCAGGAUGAGCAAGUGGAAUCCAUUGUCGCUGCACCACAUUCUACGCCUGGUCCCGACCACGACGUGAAAGAAGACCAGGCACUGGAACUGAUCGAGGACGUAGGUCACUCGACUAUUCUGACCCCCGAGAACAACGCGCACGUCUUGAGAAAGAUCGACCUCAGACUUCUCCCUAUUCUUCUGGGGAUUUAUUUUCUUCAGCAGCUCGACAAGUCGACUCUCGCAUAUGCAUCCGUAUUUGGGAUUAUUGACAAAGCCCACCUCCAUGGCCAGGAUUAUUCCUGGCUGGGCUCGGGAGUCUAUCUUGCCCAGCUUGUCGCCCAGCCGAUGGUGGCGUAUUGUCUGGUCACUUUGCCGCUAGGAAAAUUCCUGGCGGUGUCGACUCUUCUUUGGGGGACUACGCUGUCUUGUAUGACGGCGGCAGGCAGCUUUGGAGGUCUGCUGGCUUGUCGAUUGCUUCUUGGUCUGUUUGAGGCGGGAAUCGCACCGGCCUUUAUUGCUGUGACCCAAAUGUGGUAUCGACGACGUGAGCAGCCUGUGAGAUUGGGAUCAUGGUAUGCAAUGAACGGGGUUGUUAACAUGUUUGGAAGCUUGUUAACUUGGGGACUUGGACAUAUCAAAUCGCCGGUCUUGGCUCCUUACCAGAUUAUUUUCCUUUUCUUUGGUCUCAUCACCGUCGGGUUCUCCUUGGUCAUACUCACCUACAUGCCAGAUUCCCCUCUAAAGUCCAAAUUCCUUCAAGAAGAGGAUAAACUGGUGGCUAUUGAGAGACUGCGCAUGAACCAACAAGGUAUCGAAAGUGACAAAUGGAAAUGGGACCAUGUCAAAGAAGCAUUUCUCGACGUCAAGUCCUGGAUCUGGUUUGCGUUGAUGUUUUCAAUUUCAAUCCCGAGCGGCGGUAUCUCCACCUUCGGCCCCUUGAUCAUCCAGUCCUUUGGAUUCAACGAAUUCAAUACCAUUCUUUUCAAUAUCCCUUUUGGUGCUGUCCAGCUCGUUGCUACUAUGGGAGGUGCCUGGCUGGCGACCAUUUUGAAGAUGAAGGGCCCAGUUUUAAUUCUGCUAUGCCUCCCACCCAUUGCGGGAUGUGUGAUGCUGCUUUGUAUUCCGCAUGAUGAUAUGCAUAAAGCUCCUCUGCUGGUGGGGUACUAUAUUAUCUCUGUUUACCCAGGGAUCACGCCCUUGAUCUACUCAUGGUCUGCAGCAAACACAGCCGGAGAGACGAAGAAAAAAGUGACCACCGGUAUCCUGGUCGUGGGCCAAUGCAUCGGUAAUGUGAUUGGUCCGAAUCUCUAUACUACAGCCGAGGCUCCUCUCUAUACCCGCGGGCUCACCUCAAACCUUGCAAUGUUCUGCGUUUUGGUUGUUCUCUGCAUGUCAAACAUGGCAUAUCUCACUGUCCUGAACAAGAAACACGAGAAACGGCGCGUGGAACUAGGAAAGGAUUCCAAACCCGUAGACCAGUCCAUGCAUGCUAUUGGCGCUGUAGAGACAGACAAGGAGGGCAUGCCUGUUCAGGUUCUUGCUCAGGACAAUGCGUUCAAGGACUUGACAGACAUGAAGAACGAGGACUUUAAGCUAGAGAAGCAGUGUAUCUUCUUCGAGGUACCUAAAGAUCCCUUUUCAGAAAGACUUGAAGGCGUCGAGUCCGAGGUUCAACACCUCAGACAACAGCUCAACGAGAUACGCCAUCUGCUCCAACGCAAUCAAUCUGGCUCAAGGCCUGCAUCUCAAGAAGAGUAUUCUUGCAACAGACAGGUACAUAGUGAACAAGACCAUGCUCGCCGCGGUUCACUAUGCUCUCAGUUCACAUAUCCUCGUGAAGACCUCGAUGAUUUGGCGGCGGCAAGUUCAUCAGAUUAUGCAAAUGGUCACUCGCAGCAAUCUAUCCCCACGCUCUCACCCAGCGGUAUCUCAAUGAAUUCACUCCCUGUUGUGCUGGGAUUAAGUCCCAUUCAAAGAAAUAAGCGGAAACGCCCUGGAUUUGAGAUUCGGGAUGAGCCUAUCUCGGAUUUUAUUGAUAAGGGUCUCAUUACCAUUGAAUGUGCUGUGUCGUGUUUCAAGACGUUCUUCGAAGGUUGUGAUAGGUAUAUCCCAAUCUUCGAGCCAGAGCAUGACACAUUCAACUCUGUACGGACUCGAAGUAGUAUCCUCCUCAAUGCUAUUUGCACCAUUGGCUGCAUGAUAGAAACCAGAUCCGGCGGCCCCAUGUCCGACCUGCUACACGCCGAACUUAAGAAAUGGAUUAACGUGAUUAUUCAAAACAAACGCUUAAACUGCCUUGAGUCAGUCCAGGCAUUGCUCGUGGUCGCCUGUUAUUCUGCUGAACGGCUAUUAAUCUUAUCCUUUGCAACCCGCAUGGCCCUAGAUUUGGGAUUACAUGACGCCUUUGAAGAACUUACGCAGCGGAUUUCAAUGAGAAAUACCGAUGAGGAAGAUAGCUUUGCGGGAACGGAUUUGGAAGAGGAGAGACGGUUGAUGAGAAAGUCGAGGACUUGGUUUGGACUUCUGGUUUUGGAACAUAUAUUUCGUGUUGAUGGUGGGAAGCCUCCCGGAGUUCGGUUGACGGGAAAUCCUCGGCGGUGCCGGGUUUUGCUUGGACACCCGUCGUCGACUGCGUUGGAUCUGCGCCUGUUUUCUCAGGUCGAGCUCAACAUCUUGAGAGGUAUUUCGUCCUAUCUUCUGGUAUUCACAUUCUCACCUGCUUUGAUAGCUACUGUCAACGACACCCUAGGCUCCGCAGCAGCACUUGACAGGGCAAGUAUUGCUGACUUCGUUCACGACAUCAAGAUCGAUCUGGAUUUAUGGCUUGACGACUGGGUGCGCAUAAUCGAAAGCUCCACGACCGCACAAGACGAGAAACCCUUCUCUCUACUUGCGUUGAAGGUCCAAAAAUGCUGGGCUGAAAUGAUGCUCAACUGCAAAGCUCUCCGAGCCAUGGGCGUCGAGAACGUGGCCGCCAUGACUCCCACCGAGCGAAACAUCCUCCUUACAGCCAAAUCAAGCGCACGUCGACACCUACGCAUCAUCAUCGCCGAACCAAACUUCUAUAUCGCCAAACUUAAGUAUGCUAUGGACUUUGUCUGGGCUAAAUGCGCAUUCUCAUUUCUGUUGCUUCUAAAACUAUCCCGGCUUCUCCCUGAGCGCGAAGAAGAACACCGAGAGUUUCUGGAGCAUGGGAAUCGGCUCGUGGAUGAGCUCAGCAAGGCCGGGUCGAAUGGUAGUCAUUCUCGGACGGGAAACAUCUACCUACAAAUCCUGAAAGUCAGUAUUGAAAAGUACGGGCGUACACUGAGAGAAACUCAGCAGGCUAGUACAGAUGGUAUUGAUGCUACAUCACCGUUCUGGGAGCUCUUCGAUGCGCAGGCGGAUUUGCAGUGGUUUGUGCCGGAGCAGUUUGUCUCGGAGUGGGACUUUCCGGGGUUGAAUUUGUUCUAUUUUCCUACGGCGCGGCAGGACUUUUUGGGAGAUUUCUCUUUGGCGAUGUAG